This is a messenger RNA of Melanotaenia boesemani (Boeseman's rainbowfish), 2239 nucleotides long. RefSeq names its product intercellular adhesion molecule 1-like. Gene Ontology annotation, biological process: cell adhesion. The coding region runs from base 252 to 1418 and encodes 388 amino acids. The transcript is spliced from 6 exons. The record is from RefSeq and is a predicted model, not a curated record. Gene Ontology annotation, molecular function: integrin binding. Lineage: Eukaryota; Metazoa; Chordata; Actinopteri; Atheriniformes; Melanotaeniidae.
CUUCACUCUGAAGUUCAACUUUACUAAAGCAGAUAAUGGAGCAGAGUUCUGGUGUGAGGCCAAACUGGAAAUGGGACCUGAAGGACCACAGCCUCCUCCAGUGGUGAAGUCAGGAAAAGUCACUGCUACGGUCCACUACGGGCCUGAGCUGGAGGGAUCAUCAGAGGUAAAAAAAUAUCUAUAUCAAAAGAGGUGAAACUUUACACCUGAACUGUUCGGCUGACGGAAACCCUCCUCCCUCCUACACCUGGAUGAUCCCACUUGAUACCCUCCCCCACAAUGACCGUGUUUUCACUGUAGAAUCAGUAGAUUUUCGGCAUGGAGGGGAGUAUAUCUGUAAUAUCAGCAACAGCGUGGGUUUCACCGUUGUGAAAUUUCACGUCACAGUGACAUUUAAAGAUUAUACCUGUCAAGAACAACCCAUAUUCACUCCUUCCAAAGUGGUAGUGAAGUACGGUGAUCCAGUCAAUGCCACAUGUACAAUGUGUAGGAGCUGCUCUUCUCACACAUUAGAUUUGGAGCACAAUGUGGGAAAGAAAGCACGAAAUGGAACCGAGAUUUCAUGGAUAGUUGAUAAAAUAACUGAAUGGCGCCCAUCUCCUACUUGUUAUUACAGCACUAUUAACGGUGUCCAGUGUUGUAAAGAUCUGGAUGUCAUUGUCUACAAGCCUCCUCAUAAUGUGUCCAUCGGCUUUGUAAAUCACACUGGACCAAUAAAAAAGAAUGGUCUGCACACACUGCGGUGUGAUGUACUGGAUGUUGCCCCUGUUAACAACCUCAUUGUGACCUUCUACAAAGGACAGACAGCAUUGGUUCAGCUGAAAUCCACUGAUAACAAACCAGAACCAACGAAUGCCGACUUCACUCUGAAGUUCAACUUUACUAAAGCAGAUAAUGGAGCAGAGUUCUGGUGUGAGGCCAAACUGGAAAUGGGACCUGAAGGACCACAGCCCCCUCCAGUGGUGAAGUCAGGAAAACUCACUGCUACGGUCCACUACGGGCCUGAGCUGGAGGGAUCAUCAGAGGUAAAAAAUAUCUAUAUCAAAAGAGGUGAAACUUUACACCUGAACUGUUCGGCUGACGGAAACCCUCCUCCCUCCUACACCUGGAUGAUCCCACUUGAUACCCUCCCCCACAAUGGCCGUGUUUUCACUGUAGAAUCAGUAGAUUUUUGGCAUGGAGGGGAGUAUAUCUGUAAUAUCAGCAACAGCGUGGGUUUCACUGUUGUGAAAUUUAACGUCACAGUGACAUUUAAAGACAUCAUAUUCAUUAUUCUUGGAGUAAUAGUAGGGCUAGUUCUGAUCUGCAGCGUGGUACUGAUAGUAUACAAGUCUUAUAAACGCAACCGAAUGGGACACUACAGCCUGAUGGAUGUUUUCCAUUUGAAAAAACGACACACUCAAAUUCCUGUCAAAUAGAAAUUUUACGUAAAUGUCGAUGGGAACUGGAAGGGAGCUAGAAUGUUUUGCUUUAUCUGCAGUGUUUGACUCACAAGGCCCCUUAAAUACAUUGAGAAUCAGCUGCAAUGUCUCUAAUCUGGAUCUGGCUUGGGUCACAAGACUUUUUCCUUCAUUCCUGUCAUCUCUUUACUAAUGCUAGCUAAGAAAUUAGAUCAUUUUUAUAUAAAAAAAAAAAAAAAACAGUGGUGAGGUGACCUCUGUACUAAAUGGAGCGGAUCACUUCCUUUUAGACUAACAUAUUUUAACUUUUGUAAAGAACUCACCAGAAGUCUGCAUCUAAGCUUGAGGCUCAGAUAAAAGAUGCCUGCUGCUCAGACUGUUUUAUUUUUUUCUUAUUGAAGGUAUGUCACAGAGUAUUUAGUUAAAGGGGUAAAUGCUCUAUGUCAGUAUUAAGCAAAUGUGAAGAUUGAAAUCAACUAUGACUAUAGUCUAUUGCUGUUGCAGCUGGAUGCUAGUUUUUUAGGAAUACCAUGCUAACAAUAGUCCUGUUUUCAGCUAGUGGCAGCAGAACUGUGGUCAUGAGACUCAUUUGUCACAAAAGUAUGAGGUCACAGUUGAACAUGCAUCACAGGGUUUUUUUUUACAGUUAGCACAACAAAUUUAAUAGUCAGGAUCUCAGUAUAACAAAGAAACCACCAGCAGUCUUUUAAUUGUGUCUUUGUGGUGUGUUUUACUGACACAUUAUUCUGACUGGUGGUUUAUGGUCCAGCUACAUGUUCAAGUGGACUUGGUAACUUAUUUCGCUUGGAAUGAAAUCUGCACAUUUUAUAUAAGCGGAG